Pantherophis guttatus is the source of this 3648-nucleotide messenger RNA. RefSeq names its product sarcoglycan delta (gene SGCD). Gene Ontology annotation, biological process: heart contraction; cardiac muscle tissue development. Gene Ontology annotation, cellular component: sarcolemma; sarcoglycan complex. The record is from RefSeq and is a predicted model, not a curated record. NCBI's taxonomy places the organism in Eukaryota, Metazoa, Chordata, Lepidosauria, Squamata, Colubridae.
GCAGCAGCAGCAGCGGGUCCAGGUGUGUUCUCCACAGCAAUGUUUCGCCGGGCAAGGCAGCAGCAUCCGGGUGAGUGCAGCAUGCGCUAAGUGCCGAAAGCGGGGUGGACUUGUGACAGGCAGCAGCCCCCGCCUGGGCUCCCGCUCCUUCGAGGAUGCCCCGCACUGCCCGGGCGUGAGGAGGGCUUCUGCCAGGGAGCUACCAAAAGGAAGAGAGAGAGAGAGAGAAAAAAAGAGGCAGCUGAGCUUUUGGCUCCCUCCAUGCCCGAAGCUGCCCGCGCCGCUGGCCCCGCAGCAGGAGGCACCAUGAUUUCCUAACGGGCUCGUUCGACUCGCGCUUCGCUUCGCGCUUCCACGGUCUCCCCUCCCCUCCCUCUCCCCGCUCUCCAUGGAAUUACUCUGCUGGAAGGGGCGCUGCUGAAGAACUCAGCUUUGCUCGGGACAGGCGAGCCUCCCCUCCCCGCCCCCGCGAAAGGCAAGUUUGUCCCAUCCUGGACGCACUUUGAAGAAGAGGCGCUCAAGUUGGGGGGAAAAAAACAACAAACCUCCAGCAACCGAGGUGGGGUCUGAUGCUGAUUGUUGACCUAAUCAGCAUUCCCGCUCUAGGAAAUUUUGGCACUCAACAUAAUUCCCACAGUAUGGCUGGAAAUCAUCCCUCUGUCUGGCAAGUGGCUCAGCACCUCAAAAUGCCUCAAGAACAGUAUGCCCAGAGAAGCACCAUGCAGAGCUCAGAAGGACCACAUGUAUACAAAGUGGGAAUUUAUGGUUGGCGGAAGAGGUGCCUCUAUUUCUUUGUGCUACUUCUAAUGAUUCUAAUCCUGGUGAAUCUUGCCAUGACCAUCUGGAUUCUCAAAGUUAUGAAUUUCACAAUUGAUGGAAUGGGAAAUCUAAGGAUUACAGAAAAAGGUUUAAAGCUAGAAGGAGAUUCGGAAUUCUUGAAACCUCUCUACGCCAAAGAAAUCCGGUCCAGGACAGGCAACCCUCUGUACUUCCAGUCUGCUCAGAAUGUUACAGUGAACAUUCUCAAUGAGGAGAGUAAAGUUCUUACACGUCUGGUAACAGGUCCCAAAGCAGUGGAAGCCUACAGCCAAAAAUUUCAAGUGCUAACCACUUCAGGGAAAUUGUUAUUUUCUGCAGAUGAUAAUGAAGUGGUCGUUGGAGCAGAAAGACUGAAAGUUUUAGGAGCAGAAGGCACAGUGUUCCCCAAAUCUAUAGAAACUCCUAAUGUCAGGGCAGACCCCUUCAAGGAACUAAGACUUGAGUCUCCAACACGCUCUUUAGUGAUGGAGGCUCCCAAGGGAGUUUUGAUCAAUGCUGAGGCUGGCAACCUGGAAGCAACAUGCAGGACGGAGCUUAAGCUGCAAUCCAAAGAUGGUGAGAUAAAGUUGGAGGCUUCAAAAAUCAAACUACCUAGAUUGCCUCAGGGAUCCUACUCCCCUUCAGGAUCCAAUCAAAAAAUCUAUGAGCUGUGUGUAUGUUCCAAUGGGAAGCUGUUUUUGUCCCAGGCUGGAUCUAGCUCCACCUGCCAGAUAAACCCAAGUAUCUGCCUUUGAAAGAGACUGUUUGCAGCAGACUUCAUGGCAAGACAGUUAAGCUGCCACUUAAUUUUGCUAGAACACAGAAAGCCUAUCAAAGACUUGUGUGUAUGUUUGGGGGGAGGGGGGCGUGUGCGUGCAUGUGUGUGUGUGUGUGUGUGUGUGUGAAUAUAUAAAUAUAUAGAUAUAUAUAGAUACAAGUAUAUAUAGAUAUAUAUAUCCUUUCCAUAAAAUGAGGUUUCAGUACAAGAAAUUCCAGGGUGACCCUCUUGGUGUAGCAUUUAUCAUUCCUGCAUCAAAAUGUAAGAACUAUGAGUGAACUGGAUGCAGAUCUUUUCCAGAGUAUUCAGAUUGUUGAACGUAUGUCUCCAUUUGUCAAGGGUUUUCAAGCCUCUCCAAAUUUAAAAGCUAGUUCACAUAUAACAUUUAAUCUACAUAACUAAGAAGAAAUUCUAUCAUGUCACAAGAGGCCGCACCCCAUGUUUAAUCUGCCGUGUGUAAAGGCACUAGAUCUGCAAUUGUGGUAUCCCCAGCUGUCUAGGAAAGGGAGAUAGAGAGGUUACAUUUAUAUGAUGCUGAACACAGAUUCCUGUUGGUGCUGUUGGUUCUUCUGUGGCCAUAUAGAUAUCUGUAUCUGUGGAGAAAGGGUGUUGUAUAUAAAGACAACCUAAAUGUGAAACCAAAAAGGCAAAGGCAGCCCUCCUCAUGAAGGUAAGAAACCAAAAAGGAAGGUAGAAUAUAUCCAAGCUACAAGUAAAGGCUUUCAGUAAACAGAAGAACAGAACGAGUUUAAAACAUAUAUAAAACAAACCACUCUUGGAGCAGUUUACAGAGUCUGCAUAUUGCUUCCAACAAUCUGGGUCUGCAUUUUACCCAUCUCGGAAGGAUGGAAGACUGAGAUAACUUUGAGCCAGUCAGGAUCGAACUCCAGGCUGUGAGCAGAGUUAGCCUGCAAUGCUGCAUUCUAACCACUGGGCCACCAUAUACCAUAUAAUCAGAAGAGGCUUUAAGAAGGGCCUGGGAAUGGUGUCUUGGAAGCAAAUCAUCUGAUCAUUACAAACAUUCCCUGCAAAAAAAAUAGUGAUUAAGGAACAAUAGUAGCAGCAAAAAGAAAAACCUUUUCAAUCAUACUGUUAAAACCAAAAACCUAAAAUGAAUUGCACUUCAGAAAAGGUGAUAGGAAGCAUGUGGUUUAUGAUCUGCCCACCACGACUCUGCAUCUUCUAUUGUGGAAAAGGCACAUGAUUCAUGCAAUUGAUUCCUUAGCUGAUCCCCAAAUGCGUUUGUAAUAGUCUAGUAAAAUAGAACUGGUCUAUAACUUCCAAGAUUUGGGGGAACACAUAAGUUAUUGGUUACUCUUCUGACAAGCUUGAAACUUCAAGCCAGUUUUGAGGCUUUCUGAUCUAGAGCACACCAAGAACUUCCUAGCAAGUCAGCUGAAUUCAGUUUAGAUAACAUUUUCACUACUGGUUUCAGUAGAGUUUGGAUUAAGCCAUUUCUAAAUAUAAUUAGGUGCUUCAAGUCAUCGGUUAAAAAGUCUUGAAGACACCAGUAAAGUGCACUUUUGAUGGACAGUAAAAUGCAUAGUUGCAGAUUAGAUUUGCAGUGCAAUCCUAGACAUUCUUACUCAGAAGUAAGGUCAAAUACGCUCUAUGGGGUUUACUUUACAUAGUUAGGGGUGCAGCCUUAGUGACUAUAUUAAGUCUUUAAAGCAUUGGCUAACUCGGUGGUUGUUGCAAAGUACUUUUUGAGCUACUUAUAUGCAAGGGGGUCACCCAGGAUAAUAAUUGUAUUGGGACACAACUAUAUACCAUCUCUGUUAAAAGAGGGAGACUUGUGCCUAUGCCUUAAGUCAAUGCACUCAGCAAGGAGAAGCACAUCAAUAUUUAUCUUAUUAUUAAAACCAUUUUAUCUGAUAUUUUAGACUAAAUGUUGGAAAGAAUGGUGAUUGUAAUGUUUGGAAGAUGAAUGCGGACUUAUGAGGUAGACUUAACUAAAACUGCCAAGGCUGAGAGGCACUGGUAACCUCAAUCUUGUUUUUGUCUGAGUAAUGAACAUCUAAAUUUAUACUGAAGGUACAACUUCAAAUCAUCAGAUGUGUUUGUGAAUUGUG